Molecule: messenger RNA, 9714 nt
Organism: Apis cerana (Asiatic honeybee)
Lineage: Eukaryota; Metazoa; Arthropoda; Insecta; Hymenoptera; Apidae
Source: RefSeq, a predicted model, not a curated record
CCAAGUCUGGUGGCGUGAGCGAUCCGCGCAUGCGCAUUUGGCAUGCCUUCAAAGCUUUAUGCCGCCAAAAUGCAUUUCUAUGAGUUAGUCGUGCACAGCCGGUUGCGAAGUACGGAUCGUAUGUAUUAUAUGAUAGUCUUCGUGAGUUGAGAAUAACGUUUACUGUGCUAGAGAAAUUAAACGUGCGUGUGGCGCAUUCUUUUCAAGAAAAUAAAGUUCCAAAGCGACGUAUGUUAAAGCUUUGAUAACAUUUAUCGGUGUGCGAAAGAGUCUUUUAAAUUUUUUUAUAUUCAUCAUAAUUUUCACUAGUGAAUCUAAAAGAUUAAAUUUGUGAAACAAUUGUCAUCAAGAUAGUUUAAAAAUGAGAAAAGUUGUGGAGAAACAAUUAUCCUGGCUAGCCCUGAUUGUUACUACAUUUUAUUCAUUGGUUGGCAGUUGUCGGAGCCAAGAGUGCGGACACGAAAGGCUGGUGAGAUGCGGAAGGCCUUUCGAGAGAAUCAACACCAACGACUUGAGCUUCGUGACGAAGAAGGAGGAACUUCAACAGCUAUGCCCAGAUUUCGAGGCUGGCAUGAAGUGCAUCCAGACGUACACGUUCGACUGCAUGGAAGAGAAACAAAGGGAGCACUUCAACUCGUUAUACGUGGGCACCAACAAGGUAGUCAUGGAGCUAUGUCAAGAUGGCCCUUAUCAAGACGAAUUUCUUCAACACGCGCCAUGCAUGCAAAAAGUACAAUCUGAAUACGAGCUUUGCUACAAGAAAUACCAGAAAACCACUCAGGAAAUCGAAAGGAGAAAUCACACGAAUGGAUCUCUCAAAUCUCUGUGCUGUGGCUUCAAGGAAUUUUUGGAAUGUUCACACCAUACGGUCCGCCGACAAUGUGGCGAUGACACAGCUCGAUUUGCAAAGGAUUUCCUUGACAGAAUGUCGAGCUCGCUUCUCAGGGUACACUGCGCGCCGUAUACCGACGAGGUGUGCACGAUCGGAAAUAGCGGGAGCGUGUACAGGAUUCAGGCUAUAGUGAUCGUGAUGGUGGCGGUGCUCGCGACGUACUUCACGUAAGCGAUUAAAUGGCACUCGUAGCCGGAAAAAGGGGACGAUUUCCGUGCAUCACGAUGCUGAAACCGGGGGCCCUCCGUUCAUUCUCCGCUUCAGAUUCGCCAGAGUAUUUUUUUAUUUUCCAACGAGCAACCAAGGAGAAAGAAAGGAGAUAGAGGAGAGAGGGGAAAAAGAAAGAGAGAGAAAGGAAAGAAAGAGGAUGGAAAGAGGCACGUGCAUGCGAACUCUGAGUGGGUCGAGAGUAUUAUAACUGGAAUGCGGGGAACGAGGGAUACAAGAUGAAAGAGGGAGAUGAAGGGGAAGAGGAAAAACGAAGGAGACCGAUGGAAAAGUUAAGGAAAGCGAAUAAACUGGUUGGACGCGAUCAAAGAGACGGCGAGAGGAAAGUUCGCCACGUUUCUCCGCACGCGAACUUCCCCGUUGCGUUCGUGCGGCAACCGUUCUCUUUGACACAGAACGCCCGGGGAAAACAAAGAGAGAGAGAGAGAAGACGUGCUUUCGGACACAGUGACGAGCUUAAUCAAGCAAUCAGAAGGCACGUGCGCCUAGAAUUGAACGUGUUCGUUCGAUUCUCAUCGCUGGUUUCUACCCACUAGGGUUCUCGAUGCUUGAAAAUCGAUGGAACCACAAGUUGGAUCAAUGGCCGAGUUGGAAGGUGGAGGAAAAAGUCAACCGGCUGGAUCUAGUCGUGCCGUACCUUGGUUACGUUAGCUUUUAUUUAUCGAAUAGUUGCUCUAUUUGAGUAUUCGUCAUCCGUAGCAAGAAAGAAGGAAAAAAAAAGAAAAAAAGAAAAAUUACAAAAAAAAAUUCAGCUUGGAAAAAUGUGUCUCGCGUGAUAGGGAGAGAAAGAGAGGGAGAGUGUGUGUGUGUAAGAGGGAGAAAGAGAAGAAAGCGUGGAUACAUUUUUAUCAGAGGGAAGCAUCGAAUGAACGAAUUCGAGAAUGUUGAAUUCUAUUUUGAACUUCGUUAAACAAUAGUGGCACGAAGGAGAUAAAAAAUAUAUAUCGUGACACGUAAAAAAUGGAAUUUUUAAAAAGUGUCGCCAAGUGUUCAAUUAUCAAUACGACGAAAAAGUGUUUUGCUUUCUUGAAACGGGUUUAACCUCCGAAGUUAAGGAUUAAUUUCUUUAUCCACCAGAAAAAGGAAAUGGAGAAAUACGAAGAAGAAAAAGUCUUAUCCUCGACGUUUCUGUUUUCAAAGCAAACACGAGAUGAAACGAGCUAUUAUAGGGAUAACACGGAUUUUUCUAACCAAUAUUAGGUGUUUCUGAGGAUCGGAUACGUGAAGGAACCCGAUUCGCAUGAAAUAGCGACGGAGCUGCGGGGAAUCGAAAAGAAAUGUUCGUGUAGGAAGAUUAUAUUAUACGAUGUGGAAUUAUAUUAGUCUUUCUGGCCUAACUUUCGUUUCACAUCCAAUAAUUUCCCCACUUUCGAUUUUCUGUGUUUCGAAAAUGAUCUUUGAAAGUAAACAUCGAAACGGAAAAUCGUGCUUUCAAUAUAUACGUGAAUGACUAAUCAAUAAACAAGAUGACUCGACUAAACUUUUUUACCAAACGUCUGCACAAAAUCAACGAUCAUACAGAAGAGUGGACUUUAAAAGAAUCGAAUCGAUUCGUAUAUUCUAAAGAUUACGAACUGCGCGAUACUUUAUUCGCGGAUAAUGAUACAACACAGUAUUCUCGUUUAAGGAAAUCAUCGACAAUGGAACGAAAACGAAACGACGUACUCGAAAUAAAUCGUGAGACACCGUGGGAUAUCAAAGAAAAUCGACAAACGAAGCUCUGGCAUUUCGUUAUACAACGAGUACUUCAUUUUGUCUCGUUAGAAGAGAGAAGCUUUUAUUGGAACGAGCGUCUCGUGUACAGUGCUGUGCAAAUGUUCAAGAAAGAAGGUGAAUUAAUCGUUGGAGAAGAAGAAGAAGAAGAAGAAGAAAAAGGGGAAGAAUCUUUGGGAAGAUAUAGAAAUGGCUUGGUGAAAGAUUUUCGUGGCAGAGAGAACAAGUUGUUAGUCGGUGAAAACGCGAAGAGAAUGUGUUCUGGUCUCGAUUUCUACUAGUUAGAAACGGCUUUGAAUGAUCGAACGUUGAUCAACGAAGGCUCGAAUCUUGAAGAACCGAUCGAUUUUUCAUCGAUCUCGAAGAAACGCCAACAAAAUUAUAUGCCGUUUCAGAUGCGGAACAUCUGAACUCUAUAUGAUUGCUUAUGCAUACAUCGAGAGGCGGAAAGUGACAAGCUAUGGAGAUAUUCCAUCGAGAUACGUUGUUCUUCUUAAGAAAUUUCUAUGUCGAAAUAUCACCAAUUGUUACUAUCUUGAAACAUCGUUUAGAUAAUUUUAUUAGAAUAAUUUUUUAGAGUUAUGAAAAUCUUAUAAUCAUUCGUAAAUACUUGUUCUUUCGAAACGAGAUUAUCACUACAAGAAAAAUAUGGAAAUUUCGACCGAUAUUAAGAUGACUCUGUUGUUGAAGGGUUAUCUCUCCAACCCUUGAUUUUAUCGUUGGCUCAGAAAAUAUCGAGAAAGAGUGUUGCGUAAAAUCAUAGUCAUUACCUGUGCACUCGAUUGUGGAGUAUAUCGUGGCUCGGAGGUGAACUGGAAGGGAAAAAGAAGAAAGAGGAGAUGACGUAUUUUCAAUAGGGUGGAAGAGGACGCUAUUCUUUCCACGUGUUUCGGCUAUCGCCUGUAAACAGAGGGAAGACGGCGUGAAUCUUCGAGAGGUCGAUUCUUCCGUUGAAAAAGAAUUAGUUCCAGUUUAGUGGCUCGGCACAAGUUCCAUCAGACAAUGGUAGAGAUAUCUCGACGGCCUUUUGAAAGCCUAGGAAAUAACUAUCUAAAGUAUUUUUUGAAAUAUAAGUUUAUAAAAAAAAAAUCCUUAAUCUUGUCUCUGUUGAAAAAUUAUGAUUUCAAAAAAGUAUGUAAUAUGAGUUCUUUUAUCCACUAAUUUUGUGAAAAAAAUUAUUGGAAGAGAGAGAAAAUUACUGUUUUCAAAUUAAUCCGACUAAUUUCUAUCUAAAAAUGUUAAUUGAAGUGAUAGUAUUUCAAAUAGAUGAAAAAGGUGUUUUAUAAAAAUCGUUAAAGAAUUUAUUAAAAACAAUAUUAUAGAUACAGCUUUAAAAGUUUCUAAAAGCUUUCUGAAAGCUUCGACAGUUUAUAAAUGUUAAUUCAUACAGAAAAAUAUAAAGAACAAUAUAUAUAUAUAUAUAUAUACUAUAAGUAUUUAAAAGUGAACAUUUAAAUAAAAAAAGUAUAUAGUGAGACAAUAUGUAAAGAAAUAAAAAAAUAAUAAUUCUCAGAUAUAGUUUAUCAAAUUUGCACUGAAUUAUUGACUUUAACAAAAUUAUGCAUCACGCAAACAGAUAUAUCAUCGUUCUCACUGUUAAAAUAAAAAAAAAAAUACACACACACCAAUCUUAAAAUGAACAAGUAACAUCAAAAACUCGAUGGAAAAACGAAAUAACAUACAAAUAUCUCAAAAUGAAUUGUUACUCCUUACCAAGUUUGCUUAUGUAACCAACAAGAGAAAUGGGUUGAAUAAAGGAGAAAAAGUGAUAGAAGAAGAAGUAAGAGAGAAGAAACUCUAGAACUCCUUCCACUUCAUAGGAGGAUUGUUGGCCAGUUGCUUUAAAAGCAUUCUGUUACACGCCAUAUUUUUAGACGGGAAAAGAGAAGAAUGGAAUAGGAGAUAGGAGAGAAAUGGAGAAGCAAUAAGUUAUAGGAUCGAUUUCGUUGAAGCGAUAUUAUAUUGCCUCGAUGAGAAAUGGAAGUUGUGGAAGCGCAGGUGUAUCGAACAAUUGUGUAACAUUGUCUUUUCACAUUAAAGAAACGUUCGUUCUGUUUUUAAACGAUUCUCGCGCGAAAAUAAUACGAGCCAUCAUAAAACAACGUUUCUUGGAAAAGUUCUCUAACUUGGUUUCGAAUAGUGCGUCUUCCAUUCCUCGAAAUUUCAAUUUAACACCAACUUGUUCGAAAAUUACUUUUUGCAUAUUAUAUAAAAAAAAACUUGAACGAAAGAUCGAUGGGAUUGUACGAAGUUAUUCGAAUUAUUCAAACGAUUUAGACAGAAUAGAAGCAAGAAAAUUGAUCGCUUCUCGAAAUUUUCUCGUCGACGAUGAAGGAAUGACGAGUUUAAUAAUCCAGAAAAGCGAAAUUGGAGAUGCGCAUGGUAUAAUGAGAAAAACAAAAAAGACAAAAUGAAUCGACGUUAGCUGCCGAAGAAGUCUGAUUUUCGUGCACGUGCAGUCUCUGAUUCGACUUGGAACGUUCUGCAUGGCAACUCGAAACACGUGGAAUUCGAGAAAAAUUAUUUUCAUCGUCGCGCGAUUACACGUGUGACGUGUUCGUGAAAAAUUAAAAUUAAAAGAAAAUUUUGUUCCUUUUCUACUAUAAAUUGUUUAAAAUGUGAUUUUAAAUUGUAAAUGUGAUUAUACACGGUUUAAGAAACAUCGUUCACGAUGGCGUAUGUACCAUAUAAUUUCUCAUUAUUAAUUAUUAUUUCGUUCUGAUCCAAUUUAAAUUAACGAUAUCAUUGCCAUUUUUACAUUACUGAUCUAAUAUUUUUAAUAAUAGAACGAGUAUAAUCAUAUAUCUAUUGGAAGAUACAAAAUGUGCUACAUUGCACAUCACUGUGAAAUUGCAAUGAAAUCUCGUUGCUCGUUUAAAUUGGAUUUUAAAUCAACUUGUCACGAAAAUUAUUAGUAGUAUAAUGAGAAUAUUUGAUAUAUUUUAUUUUUUAAAUGGUUCUCUAUUUAUUAUUUUAAUUAAAUAGCAUUUUUGCUUGCCAGUAAGUUUCCAUAUGGAAUUGGACUAAUUUUUAAUGAUCAAUGUUCGUUAACUUGUCAGAUACAUUUUGCAGAUAGUUUUAUAUACAUGUAGAUACAAAUACAUGUAUAUGAUAUAUAACAUAUGUCGUGACGCAAAUGAUUGGUAUUGAUUAAUAGUCAAAUUUCAAAUUAAUAUUCGAGGUAUAAAAUCUUAGAACUCUUUAACAAAUCCUUUUCAUAGUUGAAAGUUAAUCGACAAUUCAAAAAAUUUUCCUCAAUUGGAUUAUCAGAGAAACUAAAAUGAUUAACGUAUUGCUCGGAAAAUUUUUUAAGAUUAAAAUAUAUGAUUAGUAUGAUUAGUAUUUAUCUUUCGAAAAAUUAAAUAAUUUGCUUUCGUUUACGAUUUAAUUUUCCAAUAUAAAAAAUCAAAAAUUAAAAAAAAAACAUUUCGAAAGAAUAUACUGUAUGCAUAAAUAUAGAUUGCGAUAUCUCAUUUUCAAGAACACUUGCUAUUAUAAAUUGAAUUCGAUAGAAACCGUAUUGUAUCUCACAGGUACAAGAGACGAAAUUUGGAAUUUGGUUACAUCUCACACAUAGGCGAUACGUGUAAUUUAUGCGUGUUUCCAUCAUGCGAUAAGCCUUGUGACAUAUCUUGCAUAUGACAAAUAGUUGCCAACAUCAUUAAUCCGAUGACUCAACAUGAAUCUUCAAUAGAACGUUAGACAUUUUUCAAUAAUGAGAAAGCUUGGUCUUUGUUAAAAGCUGCAAGAAAUAAUCCAAGUAAUAUUCUUUAAUUUCUUACGUGUAUUGAUUGGAGAGAAAUGCAUAAUUCAGUCAGUAAUUUUCUGCACCAAUCACAAUCAUAAAACAAUGUUAUUAGAACUUGUUAUUUUUUGACAGUAUAUUCGGUUACAUAAUUUGUAUAAUUUUUCAUUUAUCGUUCAUAUGAAUAUUUUGUUUUGCUAUCCUUAUAUCAUGAUUUAUUCUUAUAUAUAAAAUUAUUAUAUAUAUUAUUAUUAUAAUAUUUAUCUGAUUUAAUUAACUAUUCUGUUAUUACAUAAUUAUUAUUUGAUAUUAUUUCUGUAACAAUUUGGAAAUAAUGUAAUGGAAAAUAUGAACACAUGCAUUUCUUUAAUUUAAAUAUCUGAUUUUUGAAAAAUAUUAAUCUUGUAUUAUAAUUUUUUUCAUUGGAUUGUUAUCAUAAAUAAAAACAAACAUAUUUUUUGUUCUGAUAACAAUCUCUAUUGUAUCUAAAAAUGAUAUGAAUAAUAUUUGUCAGGUAAUAAUCACAAGGAUAAUUUAUAAAAGCGUUUAAGCUUUUAGAUUAUUUAUUAUGGAAUAUUUGUGUUUCAAUUAUUUGUAUCUAAAUUAACUUUCAAUUAAUAUGCAUUUCCGUGACAAAGUUGUGACCAAAUUCUCUUCAGCAAAAAAAAAAAUCAAGUUCAAUAUUUCUUGUUUAUAUCAACAUAAAGAUAGAGAUCAACUUUUAAGUUAAAAUUAAGAAGAAAUAUUUCAAAUAGAUGAUAUUCAUCUCUACAUAUGCAAAUAAUAUUAUAAAGCUUUGAUAUUUCAAAUGUUAUAAACACGCGAUUUAUUUUGAUUCUCAGAAAAUGGAUAUCGUAUGAAAAUUUAAGUAAUUAAAAACUUCAUAAUUAUGGUCAGAUUUAUAAAAGAAUAAAUUCAAAUAUAUCUUUUAAAUUGUUUUUAAUUCAAUCUCCAAUUAGAAUUCAAAUUGCACAAAGAAAUAUAAUUUUAAAACUUCUCAUUAUUCAAAUACUUGAUUCAUUAUUCAAAUACAAUAUUUGAACGUUUAAAAUUAAUCGAAUCCGAAUUCUGUUAUCCGAACUAUACAGUAUCUAUGGUUAUAAUAUAAAUAGAUUAUCUUACCUUUUCUCAUCAUGCAAUGGAAAUAGAAUUUAAUUUUAAAAUCACAUUCGCAAUUAUAUAUCUAUAUAUUGAAACGUAAACGUUUAUUCAGUAUUAAUCGUUGAAACGAAAUUGAAGAUAUUUAAAAAAUUUGAGAAAACGACGGAGUGCUAUAAAAUUGGCAAAAGUAUUUAUUCAAUAUUGGAAAUUCAUAUUGGCAUUAAGAAGGAUAAAAUUGAAUAUUAUUCGCAAGAUGCACAUUAUUUGAAUAUUAAAAAAUUUAAUAGCAAAAAAAAAAAAAAAAUAGAAUGUCUAAUUUUCAUAAUGAAAACAUUAUUUUUUCUUACUAAUUAUCCUAAUUUUGUUGUAAACAAACAUAUUAUUUUCCCCAAAAUAUAUAAAUAUAUUAUUCGUCUAAGAAAAGUUUGUGUUCCAUUAUCAGAAAAUUCUCGUAUCCGGGCGAUCUUGUAUCUCUUGUUAUUAUUUUGGAUAAUGAAAAUUAUGUAUUAAAGGAAAACAAGUUUUAUAUUAAAAGGGGAAGAAAUGAAUUAAAAUAUAUUAUUCUUUUUAUUACAUUAUUACAUUAAUAUUAUUAUAACAUUAUUUUCAUUCAAUGGUCUUUGCAUUCGAAUUUCGAGACGAAAAAGUAAAGCUUAGCUAGUAGAAAGAAAAACAGGUCAGCUGGUCUUUCAUCAAAUCAUCAGCGUUGUAAUUUAGUAUUCACAUUCGUGGACAUAGCAGUGUAAUUACCACGGAGAUUAAUUGACGUGGACAAUGUGCGGUCUGCGUGUCGCAUGAGUGCUCCCAUAACAUUGAAACUCGGAGAUUUCAUCGAGACUCGUUUCUGCGGCCAUUCUCUUCCCUUAUUAAAUCCUUUCAAGCUUUUCUUUGCUGCAAAUCAAUGGCGUAUCGAUCCAUAGAAAUGUAUCAAUGUAUUUUUUUUUUUACGUAUCGAUGUAACAAAUGUUCAAUGGAAGAAAAAAUAGGCUUUUAUUUUGUUUUGUUUCAUUUAUUUUUCUUUUUUUUUUUUUAAGAUUUUUUAUUUUUGCCUUUGAUAUUGUUGAAUAAAAUCAAAUACUUUGGAGAGGAUUUAUUAAAGUUAAAAUUAUUAUUCUAGUCACGAUAUUGUGAAAGGUUAAUUGGCUAUUAUUUUUUUUUUUUUUUAGUGUUACAUAUUUAAUUGAUUUUACAGAUUUCUUUUUUAAGGAAAUUGAUAUGGAAACUAAACUGCGAUACUUUUAAAUAUUCUUUUUGUGAAUGAAAAAGAUUAUUGAAAAUUGUUUACGUGUAAAAUUAUUUAAAAUUAUUUAUUAUGGUUAUGCGUAGAAUCAUUUCUUGGUACUCGGUUUUCAUAAGAAAUAGAACGUUUUUCUAUUUUACAAUAUGACGAUAUGUCAAUACCGACAUUUAUUUUCAAUAAAAUUAUCGAUUUUGUUUAUUAAUUUUGUAAGAUCUGCUAAAUCUCAUUAUUUAUUUAUUGGCUUAAAUUAUUCUUUUACAUCUACUAGUCAGACAUUUGUUAGACAUUAAAUUAUAUUUCAUCAAGUAUUUUAUUAUUAGAUCGUAAUAUGUGAAACAUAUGUCUUAAUAUAUUAAAAUAUGUCUUCGAACAUUCUAAUUUAUUUCACAUAAUUUUAUUUAUCUUUUUUAACAUUUUGUUUAUAGAAUUUUUAAAAAAUUAUUAAAGGAACAUAUGACAAAACUCAAAUGUUUCACAUGUACGAAUUAAACAAAAUAUAUAAAUUUUCAAAAAAAAAGAAUGUUAUUGAGAAGACAUGUGUAAUUAUCAUUGUUGCUUUAAAUGUUUAUUAUUAUUUUAUAUCGUAAUUAUUUAUACGAAUGAAAUAAUAUACAAUCAUAGAUAUUGUAAUAGAGUCACGAUUCCAAUAAUAAACUUAAUAUUUAUAUUUAUAUUUCCCACCGAAUUCUUGUACUCGUUGAAAAACGGUUCACGAUACCUAGUCGUAUCGAUAUUACAAUUGUAUUUGUUUUGUUAAAAACAACUUUUAGUAAAUUAAAGAGAUAUUAAUUAAUA